AUGAGCUUCUCCUUUGAGUCAGCUGAAUCUAAGCCUGAUGGCUCGUCCCUGCUCCAUGAAGAGAACUCUACAGGUAUCGCUUUACCAAAGAGCGGUCCGAAGGAGCAAUCAGGAUCAAACAAGGGCCAAUCAGAGCAGCUUGUGCAACAUGACUCGUUUCCGUAUUGCAAACGUGAAUGGAACGCUCGCAAGGAAUUAGCUGCACGCAAGCUUGAGCUCAAGAAGCUCCCUUGCCCUCUUCAAAAUCUUUCUAUGGCAGACUAUUAUUGGACAUAUUGCCUAGGCAGUCCGUGUCUCCACGGGUUCUACCCUAGAUAUAUUCGUGGGCGUCGGAUUAUUUGCCCUGCUUCGUUUGAGGCUCUCAUGGGAUCGGAUUUUUAA
Molecule: messenger RNA, 381 nt
Organism: Aspergillus affinis
Lineage: Eukaryota; Fungi; Ascomycota; Eurotiomycetes; Eurotiales; Aspergillaceae
Exons: 2
Coding region: 1-381 (126 amino acids)
Source: RefSeq, a predicted model, not a curated record